Molecule: messenger RNA, 1533 nt
Organism: Trichophyton verrucosum HKI 0517
Lineage: Eukaryota; Fungi; Ascomycota; Eurotiomycetes; Onygenales; Arthrodermataceae
Product: isoamyl alcohol oxidase, putative
Exons: 2
Coding region: 1-1533 (510 amino acids)
Molecular function (GO): oxidoreductase activity; FAD binding
Source: RefSeq, a predicted model, not a curated record
AUGAGAUUUUUCCGUCAGCAACUGGCGGUAGGCCUUGGGCUUGCUGCCUUCUCGGUUGAUACCCUGGCGACUCAGAGCCAACCAAGUGCAAUAUCAGACCAUUGCGUCCAGGCAUGCAAAGCUUUGACGAGCAAGCUUGCAGACCAGGUCAGUCUGCCGAAUACCACGGUCUAUGACGAGGAAAAGACGCAGUUCUGGUCUGCUCAGCAAUCGGACACAUCUCCGACAUGUUUCUUCCGUCCUAAAAACUCACGGGAUGUCGCUGCUGCUAUCAAAAUAUGUCGCCAUACCGGAUGCCCCUUUGCAGCAAAAUCAGGGGGUCAUGCUGCUAUGGCAGGUGCUUCAAAUAUUGCCGGUGGUCUUACCAUCGACUUUUCCUCCAUCAAGAGCAUUAUUGUGGGAAAAGAUAGACGUACUGUCUCUCUAGGUACAGGGAACACAUGGCUCAACGUCUACUCGCAGCUCCAGAAAGAAGACCUGGUAGUUGUUGGCGGCAGGGUGGCUGAUAUUGGUGUCGGUGGCCUGACACUAGGAGGAGGCAUCUCUUUCUUCAGCAACCUAUACGGAUGGGCAGCGGACAAUGUUCGAAGUUUUGAAGUUGUCACGGCUUCUGGUGAUAUUGUUCAUGCGAGCUCCCAUCAGCAUACUGAUCUAUAUUGGGCCCUCCGAGGUGGUGGCAAUAACUUCGGCCUGGUCACUAAGUUCGAGGUCUUUUCAUACCCUUUAAGACGGGGAGAGAUGUGGGGAGGGAACUUAGUAUACCCGGGGGCUCAGAAUGCGAGUAUGUUCCGGCAUUUAGCUGAAUAUACCAAGCACGGUGCAGAACAGGAUCCCAAGUCUGCGUUGAUAGUGAAUGUUGUAUACGUCCAGCAGUUCGAUCAGUAUAUUUGUGUAGCUCAAGUGGAAUAUUCCGAGCCUAUGAAGGACAAUAACACCCAUCCUGCGGUCUUUGAUGGGAUAUUUGCUGAGCCAGGCCGGGUGAUGGACACAGUAAAGUCUUCUACACUGGCACAGAUUGCAACGGAUUUCAACGAUGCCAAUCCCAAUGGCUUGAGGGAAAGUUACUGGACAGCAACGAUCGAGGCCGAUGCGGAGCUUCUCUCAGACCUCCUGGAACUUUGGGUUAAAGCUAUCGACCCCCUACGAAAGAAUGUCAAGGGGUAUCUACCAGUAUAUUCACUGGAACCGAUUGGUACCCCGAUGCUCAAACCAAUGGCCAGACGGGGCGGUAAUGCAUUAGGUCUAGAUGAUACAAAACCCAUUAUCAUCAUGAACCCCAGUGCUAGAUGGGAAUAUGCAGAAGAUGAUAAAGUUGUCAUCGACGCAUAUGUUGGCUGGCUUGAGAAAGCAAAAGCAAAGGCUGAGGAACGAGGCCUCUGGAACGAUUUUGUUUAUAUGAAUUAUGCCAGUGUCAAGCAGGAUCCUAUUCGAAGCUACGGAAAGGCCAAUAUUGAACGGCUUCGCAAAGUGGCUAAAAAAUAUGACCCCGAAGGUAUCUUUCAACGUCUGGAGCCCGGAUACUUCAAACUCUGA